GCUUUAACCACCACGACACCUGCUGGCCCCUCUUUUUUCACUUUUUAAAAAUGCGUCUACUGUUAACAUUUAAAAUUGCAUGUGUGGCUUGGAUUACGGCCUACUAGACAGCAUCCUGGUUGUGCUAGUCACACUUUACCCGCGGACUCCCCCGAGAGUUUCGCUAGCGCCCUUCACAGGACCCAGCACUGAGGAAAGGCCGAGCCUGCGAUCUGGACCAUCCGGUUUUCCUGUCAACGUGUCCGGCUAGCACGGGGAAGGGCUCCGGUGGUCCCACCCAGGGCUAAAGUUUGGCAGCCAUCAAAAAUGGAUGUAGUUUUCGCGCCAUCCAUUCACUCUGCUGCAGGGGUUCAUCGCGCAGUUCUCCGAGCCCGGGGCCGGCCGUAGCACUCUCGGCCUUCCAGGACCAGGACAGCUCCGGAGGCUCCUCUCUUCACCUCUCCUAUAGCGGCCGCCCUAAUGGCGUCACAGGGCUCGCCACGACCACAAAGGAAAGCAACCGGGUGGGCGCGGCGCCCUUCAAUCAACAGCCGCCUCACUUCGGGCGGAUCCAGGAUCUGGUUAGCCAUACGCUUCCUUCAUCUUCCGGGGCCUCGGCGCGGCGGGGGCGUGGCCACGGAUAGGCGGGAUUUCCUGUCUGGAGUGAAUAACUUCCGGCGGGUACCGGAAGUUCCCCAGUAGGAGUAGGGAAGCCAGCGCGAGCUGGGCUUCUUGGUGGAGCUGAAGAGUGCUAAGUUCGGAGGCUCUGUGGGGCCGGGGUGCUGGUCAGGUUCGUGGGUUGGUUCCCUCUUAUUCCUCGCCUGGCGAUGGCGACGUACACCUGCAUCACCUGCCGGGUGGCGUUCCGCGACGCGGAGAUGCAGCGGGCCCACUACAAGACGGACUGGCACCGCUACAACCUGCGGCGGAAAGUGGCCGACAUGGCUCCGGUCACUGCCGAGGGCUUCCAGGAGCGGGUGCGGGCGCAGAGGGCCGUGGCGGAGCAGGAGAGCAAGGGCACGGCCACCUACUGCACCGUGUGCAGUAAGAAGUUUGCCUCCUUCAACGCCUACGAAAACCACCUUAAGUCCCGGCGACACGUGGAGCUGGAAAAGAAGGCUGUGCAGGCCGUGAAUCGGAAAGUGGAGAUGAUGAAUGAAAAGAACUUGGAGAAAGGACUGGGUGUGGACAGCGUGGACAAGGAUGCCAUGAACGCGGCCAUCCAGCAGGCCAUCAAGGCUCAGCCGUCUAUGUCUCCCAAGAAGGCGCCCCCAGUGCCUGCGGAAGAGGCCCAGAGUUCUGUGGCGGUGGCAGCUGGCGGGCGUGUGACUCACGAACGAGACCCGGCGGAGAAGCCGCCCCGGCUCCAGUGGUUUGAACAGCAGGCGAAGAAGUUGGCAAAGCAGCAGGCGGACGACAGUGCGGAGGAGCAGGAGGAGGAGGACCUGGAUGGAGAUGAUUGGGAAGAUAUUGAUUCUGAUGAAGAAUUGGAGUGUGAGGAUUCUGAAGUAAUGGAUGAUAUGGAGGAGCAGGAUGCAGAGGAGGAAGAGGCUGGGGGAAGUCCACCUGUUGGUGCCAUUCCUAUAACAGACUGCUUAUUUUGUUCCCAUCAUUCAAGCUCCCUUAUGAAAAAUGUGGCUCAUAUGACUAAAGUCCACAGCUUCUUUAUUCCUGAUAUAGAAUAUCUUUCAGAUCUUAAAGGCCUGAUUAAAUAUUUGGGAGAGAAAGUUGGAGUUGGGAAGAUUUGCUUGUGGUGCAAUGAAAAAGGGAAAUCCUUCUACUCCACAGAGGCUGUACAGGCACAUAUGAAUGACAAAAGCCACUGUAAGCUCUUCACAGAUGGUGAUGCUGCUUUGGAAUUUGCAGACUUCUAUGAUUUUAGGAGUAGCUACCCAGAUCACAAGGAAGGGGAGGACCCUGAUGAGGCUGAGGAGUUUCCCUCAGAAAAGAACUUGGAAUAUGAUGAUGAAACCAUGGAACUGAUUCUGCCUUCUGGUGCCAGAGUGGGUCAUCGCUCCUUGAUGAGAUACUACAAACAGCGAUUUGGCUUGGCAAGAGCUGUGGCAGUUGCUAAAAAUCGGAAGGCUGUGGGUCGGGUGCUCCAGCAGUACAGAGCCCUGGGCUGGACUGGCAGCACAGGAGCAGCUCUUAUGCGAGAGCGGGACAUGCAGUAUGUCCAAAGGAUGAAAUCCAAAUGGAUGCUGAAGACAGGAAUGCAGAACAAUGCCACCAAGCAGAUGCACUUCAGGGUCCAAGUGAGAUUCUGAGAGUGCCAGGACUAAGUGACCCAUCUCCUGCACACUUUGCUUCUUGCCCGAGGGUGGGCAGAAGCUGAAUUAUACCAUCGACCCUUUUGCUGCUACUUUAUUUGUUCUGACCUAAUAAUAAAAGUCAGAGUCAUAUUUGCUUUCUACCGUCAUUCCUGAA
This is a messenger RNA of Tupaia belangeri chinensis (Chinese tree shrew), 2406 nucleotides long. RefSeq names its product zinc finger protein 622 (gene ZNF622). The record is from RefSeq and is a predicted model, not a curated record. The transcript has 6 exons. Gene Ontology annotation, cellular component: preribosome, large subunit precursor. Gene Ontology annotation, biological process: ribosomal large subunit biogenesis. Lineage: Eukaryota; Metazoa; Chordata; Mammalia; Scandentia; Tupaiidae. Gene Ontology annotation, molecular function: nucleic acid binding; zinc ion binding. Bases 807 to 2246 code for a protein of 479 amino acids.